AUGGACUACGUGCUUCCUGUUCAGCUCUAUGAAUUCCUGGGCUUCCCGCCGAAAACCCACCCAGGCCCAUCCACGGUAACAGGACAGUGGGCCAGGAGGAACCUCCGUAAAGCUUUCCACCGUCACGGGGCAAUUCUGUGUGUACUUGGACAGCCCAGCAGCCCGCACGUGGGUGGCUCCCACGGAACCCAGUGCAGGGUACCCGUGUGCUCAGCGCAGCGGGUGCUGCCGAGAUUCCGGCCCAGUCCCGGGAAGAGGGAUGGGAAGCGGCGAGGCGAGGCGAGGCACGGCCUGGCCGGCAGCGCCUUCAUGCGUGGGGCUUUCCUUUUUCUUCCCUCCCCUCUCCCCCAAGUUGCCAGGAGUCGCCGAGUCAAUUGUCUGCGGGGAAUUCCAGCGGGGCCGGUGCCGGAGCGGCGCGCGGGGUGCGAGGAGGGCCGCGCCCCCCCCCGCUCCCCCGGGCCCGCCGCGGGGUCCUUGCAGGUGCCGGCCGGGCAUCCCCGCCCCGCCGCCCCUCCGGAGUUCAGCGCCGAGUUUGUGCGGAAAAGGCUCCAGCACCACAGCCCCUGUCUUUGGGAAGGGUCGAGGGGUGCUUUUCCCCUCGGCCAGACACUCCCGGUGGUGAGCAGAAGUGCAGGAAGAGUCACGGAAAAGCGGCACCUCGCCACGGGGUUUCAUGUGUGGAGCGAAAGUGAGGACUGCUUACCUUUUCUGCAGCUUGCACAGGACUACAUCUCCUCCUGUGGGAAAAAGACGCUCCAUGAAAUAUUGGAAAAAGUCUUCAAAUCCUUCAGACCUUUACUUGGGCUUCCAGAUGUUGAUGAUGAUGCAUUUGAAGAAUAUAACGCAGAUGUGGAAGAAGAGGAACCAGAAGCCGAUCACCAACAGAUGGGUGUCAGUCAGCAGUGAUUUUCUGAGAAGCUAUAAAAAAAUUCGGAAGCCUUUGGUACCAGGUGGGGUCAGGUGGCCCCACAUUAGCCUGUUUGAAUUAGCACAUCAUAAAGGGAUGACUGGCUGCCAAGAUAAAAGUUUUACAAAAAAUUGUUUAAAAAAACCAAAAUAAUAAUAAUAAUAAUAAUAAUAAUCCGUGAUGAGCUUUGCUAAGAAGUGACCUGAAUUUUGCUCCUGCUUCAGUGGGUUUUCUAUGGACUUGUCUUGGUAGCAUUCUGCCAUUAUCAGUCUAGAAGUAGUUUUGUCGCUGACUUGUCUCUUCGAUUUGUGUUCGGGAGUAGUGUUUGCUGACAUGAAUGUAGAGUACUGAGAAUGUAGGUGGCGUGUGGGGAGAGUGCCGAGUCCUCACCCCUGACCUUUCCAAGGAAACCAGCGCAGAGAGCAAACACCACCUGCGCUUUUCUUUUGAGUUCAACAGCUAUAGGUUUUUGACAAAGUACCAAAUGUGGGCAGACUUCUGAAAAACAGAUGUUUAGCAGUGGUUGGUGCUGCGGAAGUUCAUAUGAAGGCUUAACAAAAAUAAUGGGGAGUAGGAAAUCCAGGGGAUGUCAGAUAUAUUGAUGUCAUUUCACUGACUCCUUAGUUUCCAAGUGCUGAAUUAAUAACUGGGAGUAACAGGCACCAGGAGCACACAUUAUAAACCAGCCCUGGUAUUCCAACACCAUGUGAUCCAAAGGCAAAUGCUGCUUUCUUACAAAUCAAGUGAAAAAUACCCGUCGCCUAUCUCACUUCUGCAUGACAACUAACUUUAAGCUUUGCCGAUUUUGGUACACUGCCAAAUUAUUACUCAGACCUUGUGGCAUUGUGCAUUAGAAUCAUGAAAUCAUAGAAUAUGCUGAGUUGGAAGAGGCCCAUCAGGAUCCUCGAGUCCAACUCCUGGCUCUGUACAGGGCGC
Messenger RNA from Ficedula albicollis (Collared flycatcher), 1843 nucleotides. RefSeq names its product maturin, neural progenitor differentiation regulator homolog (Xenopus) (gene MTURN). The coding region runs from base 1 to 906 and encodes 301 amino acids. Gene Ontology annotation, biological process: regulation of signaling; positive regulation of megakaryocyte differentiation. The transcript has 5 exons. The record is from RefSeq and is a predicted model, not a curated record. Gene Ontology annotation, cellular component: cytoplasm. Lineage: Eukaryota; Metazoa; Chordata; Aves; Passeriformes; Muscicapidae.